CAGUGCUGCUGUCUCUGGAUUCAAUGGAACUGUCGGUGGUGAAAUUUAAGCCUAUUGAAGCAACACCAGAGACCUUCAAAGAGUUCGGACAAGUGAUUCAUGCGUCGCCGGACGGCGAGAGUUUCGGUCCUCACGAUGCUCAACUAGAUCUCACCCAAGGCACUCCCAGGUUGUAUAUCAUGCAUCUUGAGGGUCGGGAUCUCGGGUUCUCCAGCAUAACACAUCAUGCUAAUGUGACCCAAUGCCUUGGUUCGGUUGGUGGCAAUGCUUGGUACCUUGGAGUUGCAAAGCCAUCGAUAGUGGAUCCAGAUGUGGAAGACAAGGGUGCAAACAUUUUGCAAUCACACAGUGGUCACUUUUUUGUGCCUCCUGCUGUUGACAGCAUUCAUGUCUUCAAAAUUACCGGUCCAAAGUUUCUGAAGCUGAACCGGGGGACUUGGCAUGCUGGGCCAUUGUUUAAGCCAGACACCACAAUGGAUUUCUACAAUCUUGAACUAAGCAAUACCAAUGCGGUGGAUCAUACAUCCCACGAUUUCGAGAAGGAAAAUGCAACGGUGUUUGUGGUAGAUGAUUAGUUGUGCCAUAACCGAUUGCCAAUCUCACGUCUCUGGAGUAUGUUGAUUUUAGUAAUAACACAUUUGAAGGUUCAUUCUCAUUCAACUCAUUCUCUAAUCAUACAAAGCGUGAGGUACUUAAAUUCGUAAGCAACAAUAACAUAUUUGAGGUGGAAACAGAAGAGUCUAUAGGUUGAUUCUGAUGUUCCAAUUGAAAAGUCUUGUAUAUAUUUAGAAAGAAACUUAUGUAUAUCACCCAGAAUAGCAGCAUUCAUGUGAUUUUUUAGACAUGUCCAACCACACCAUGUUAGCAUUCAUAAUUCCACAGCAGCAUACGAAUAAUACCGUUACAUGAGUUGUUUCUUAGGUUGAAAGUUCUGAGCAUCCUAUUAUUUUCAAUCAACCAAUUUAGAAACUGUCCCACCAAGGAGUUGCUGGAUAGGUUUAUUACCUGUGACUUGUAACUUAUGCUGAUGAAGUAGAAUCCUACGAACAACAGGUCUUUUCAUAUUGCACCUAGAUAGCAAGAAUUUUCAACUGGAACAUCGGAAUCCAACCUAUAGGCUCUUCUGUUUCCAUCUGAAAUAUGUUAUUAUUGCUUACGAAUUUAACAAACCUCAUGCUUUGUAUGAUUGGAGAAUAAGCUGAAUGAGAAUGAACCUUCAAAUGUGUUAUUACUAAAAUCAACGUACUCAAGAGAUGUGAGAUAGGCAAUCGAUGGUUUACAUAUGGGGAACUAUUCAUCUUGAAGCUGCUUGUAGUUUGUAGUCUUCAAAAGGUUUCUGCUCACUUUUGCAAUGUGCAUGAGAACCUUUUUGUUUGCACCAUUUCGUUUUGUCAUUCCAUUCUCCAUUGUAAGACUUAUUUUCAUUUUCUUUUCCAAUGUUACAUCUGUAUUUCUUCUCGGCUUUACGAAAAUAAAUGUUAUAUUAUUUUCUUUUGAUAA
This is a messenger RNA of Cynara cardunculus var. scolymus (artichoke), 1500 nucleotides long. RefSeq lists its product as uncharacterized. The transcript has 3 exons. Gene Ontology annotation, molecular function: ureidoglycolate hydrolase activity. Bases 24 to 575 code for a protein of 183 amino acids. The record is from RefSeq and is a predicted model, not a curated record. NCBI's taxonomy places the organism in Eukaryota, Viridiplantae, Streptophyta, Magnoliopsida, Asterales, Asteraceae.